Microtus ochrogaster (prairie vole) is the source of this 627-nucleotide messenger RNA. Its product is annotated as prostatic spermine-binding protein-like. NCBI's taxonomy places the organism in Eukaryota, Metazoa, Chordata, Mammalia, Rodentia, Cricetidae. The record is from RefSeq and is a predicted model, not a curated record.
CCCUCAGGAGCCAUGCUGCUGCUGCUGACCUUGGCCCUCCUUGCUGGCCCCACCUGCAGAGCCCAGAACAUACUGGGCAGAAAAGUUGGCACCUAUUUCUACAUUCGUGGUGAAGAUCAGGGUGAAAUCAAGGUCAUCCGGGUCUACUUAACAAUAGCAAAGUGCAUCAUGGGCAUCCAGCUGCAGUUCGGCAGUCACUGGAGUGAUGUCUACGGAAGCAACUCAUUGGAUUAUAAAGACUUUCAGCUGAAGGACGGAGAGCACGUGAUAAAGGUGCAUGGCAAAGAGGCAAACUGCCUGUGUUCCCUGACCUUCACUACCAACCAGGGGACCGAGUUUACCUUUGGUUUUAACAGAGGCAAACCAUUUGAUAACAGUGGAGGUCCAGACAAGCAUCUAGUGACUGUCAAUGGCAUGUAUACACCACAUAUCUGCAUCCAGGGGAUGGGCUUCAAAUGGACACAUGGUCCCCAGGAUGUGGGCUCCACGCAACUUCCAGGAAAUCCAAAGACCAGCCUUAACACUUCCAAAAAGAAGAAAGCUGACAAAGACAAGGACAAAGAUGACGACGAUGACAAUGAUGACGACGACAACGAUGCCCCAGUCCACCUACAAAAUCCAUUCUAG